Messenger RNA from Cladocopium goreaui, 4818 nucleotides. NCBI's taxonomy places the organism in Eukaryota, Dinophyceae, Suessiales, Symbiodiniaceae. The record is from the annotation of a GenBank genome assembly.
AUGCACACACUGAGUUUCCAGAAACAUCGAAUUUUGAUUUCUGUAGAAGCGGAGUCAGACACCGACGAUUUGGAGGCACAUAGUUCAGAUGAAGCAGCUCAGAUUUGGGCGUUGGUUUGCAUCAAAGCGAUUCGAGUCUAUCACUCCAUGCUUCAGGUUCCUGCAGGCAUCAAACGGCAACUGAAAUUUUGGCAACAGAUUACUGGAAAGAGUUUGCAUGGUGAGGCAUUCAUUUUUGACAUUGAGCAUGUCAUACCUUUGGCUUGUCCUGUUGAUGUGCAGCAGUUUGGGGCGAGUCGUUUCAGGAGUUUGGUUGCUCCACUGGAGCCUGAGCAGGGCCCUCGCUUGUUAGGAAAUUUGGAAUCUGAAGGUCUGCGGCAAGAUUGGGUGGGGGAAAGCCCUCCUUCACGUGUGUUGCGAGCCCCAAGACCCUUUAUCCAGAAAGUUUUGAAUGGGACAUUCUCUGCAAUAUUGCUGCCGCACUUGCCAAAUAAGAAGAGGAGUGGCUCAUCUGGGCUCACAAUGAACUGGCAGUUGUGCGGGUUCACAUCUGAGGAUGUGCCUGUUUUGCCAGGUCAUGCUUCUACAUUUCCAGAUGCUGAUUCCAACUUGGUUUUGGACACCAAUGUUUUGGACGAAGCGAUUGAUUUUUUGCAAGCGUAUGCAGCUACAAUCUUGACCGAUGUUGAAGACGCAGAUUUUGAGAAUGUAGAGUACUUAGCCCUGCAACGGUGUGUUGGGGUUUUUCAACGUCUUCUACAAGGUAUGGACCCCAGUGCUUUUGUGCGAUCAGCUAGAGAAAUGACAGGCAAGGGCAAUGCAUUUUGGUAUUCAUCAAGGCGACCAUAUCAAGUUGCCUUUCUAGUCAAAGCUGUGACGAUGGCCAACUUACUUCGGACUGCCGGCUCCAUGCAAGAAGUUUUGCAAAGUGCAGCAGGCAUCUUGUUGCCUGAAGUGCUCCAAGCCCCUUUCAAACACAUGUUGGAAACAUGUCGGCAUUGCACGCCGCAUGAGAGCACCAUAUCGCGUUGGAAACUCCUGCUUGAUGGUGCGUUUAUGUUGUUUCAGCGGCGAACCAACACUGAAAUUCCCAGAGGGUCAGGAAGUGGCGCCAUUCGCUACUUGAUGGCAGAUGCUUCAACGCAGCACGGGAGAGAUUUUGAGCACAUCAUGGUCGCCAGUGUGAAAGCUUCUGAUGUUUGCCUGCUGUUUCGCACUGCCUGUUCUCUUUUGGAUACAUGGCAUGCUGUGGAGGAUGAUGACGCUCCUGCUUUGCAAAUAGAAGAGGAACUUAUGGCAACUCUCAGCUCUGGCAUUGAUGAGCACCAUUUGCCUAUCAUGGCAUUGGGAUCUGGGCGCACGUCUUUGCAGGAUAAAUUUUGUUCGGUCAUGUUUGCAAUGAUGUUGGAAGCUGGGCAUUCAGAGGCUUGCUUGUCAAAAUUUGCCAGAGACAUUGUUGCUGGAACAUUUGAUCUCGGUGUGGAGUUUUCAUUGAGCACGAUUUUGCCGACUUCAUUUCGUACAUUGUUUCCUUGGUUUGAGGUUAAAGUGGAAUGCCAGGAUGCACCAGAGUUGGACGCUGACCAUCUGCAGGAUGAUGGGUUUGAUGUGGUAGUCGAUGAGGAAGCGCAAGCUUCACUCUCAUUUGCAAACAUGUUGUCAGCGCCCCUUGAGCGAUUUUGGAGCCUUCAAGCUUUCAACCACGGCUCUGGCCAAAAGCCAGCACAGCAGCAGGCAUCAGAAGAAUCAGGUCCUAGGCUGGAGUACAUCAAUGAAACCAUUGAAAGUCCAGAGUUUUGGGCCCAGCUACUUGCUUUGGACAAAUUGUUUACAGUUGUGCGUGACUUGUUUGAUUGGGUGGAGUCAUGCCCAUGCCACUACAAACGCCAAGCCCCAACAGACAAUCCAGCAAUCAAGCGAAGAUGGCAGGCUUGCCCAUUGCGCGGAAGGCGCUUGCCAGAGAUUUCUUGCGGAAGGUUCUUUGAUAUCUUGAACCGGUUAUGCUUGGCCAAUGCUGCACGAUUGUUUCUAGAGUUGCCAGAUUCUUUGGCAGAGGAUUGUCGAGCAGCGUGCCUUUUGGAUUUUGAGCAUGGUCGAGGGCAUUUGACUUUUCAACUGACGUUGAAAAUGGCUUGUUUCCUUGAGCCGCCGCUUUUGCUCUUUGGCCUUGCGCACCAUGACCCAGAAAUGCCAGACUUGCAGAAAGAUGUGCUCCAACGUUGCAUGUCAUCCCAAUGCCAACACCCCCUGGUUCAGAAACUCAAAGAGCAAAAAUUGCAUGAAGAAGCCGAACUUUUUAUUGAAGGUGAAGACCUUAAGUUGCUUGAGAAUCUGGAAUUUUUCACUGCAAGUUUCCGAUUUGCUUGGGGCACAGAGCGGAAAGUGGAAGGUGGCCAUGCCCAGGUCAACAUGUAUGCCAGCGGCAGACGAAAUCGCACAGAAGCAACCGACUCCUUGGCUUUGCGCUUGUCUGAAAUCAAGCGCAUUUUGUCGUCUUCCGAUGUAACAGCAUUUCUUGAAUGCGUGCAAGUGGCCAGGAGCCCUCAGAAGCUAGUGUCCCAAUUGGGGCUUGCCAGGCAUCCUAGCUGCAGGCUUGCGAAAAAUGGGUGGGACCCAAUCUACCGGAAGACAGUGUACCACGCAGAUCCUCUUUCAUUGUACAACCGGGACCCGCCAGCAUUGUUUUCUGCCAAGCUUGCGGCACCAGCAAGAGCACGCCAUGAACCUUUGCAGGAUCAGGUUGCAGAGGGGUCUGAUCUUGCCAUUGAGUUUUUGGAGAUGCAACACACUCUGGCAUUACGGCAUGUGAAGCAGCAACUUGAGAGCUUGUGCAAGAACCAGGAGCAACGCAGAUUGUUUUCGUGCAGCUUGCCAAGCACUGCCUUGACGCUAUUGUUUCAAUGGCUUGCCCCAAGCCAAGCCCAAGAAGGACAUCAAGAGGGUUUGAAAGCAGGUGGCGAUGAAGCUGUGCCUGUAUCAUCCUACACAGAUGCGUUGGUUGCCCACGCUUCCCAUGUGGACACCGUGUUUUUCAGGAUUGUCAGUUGUGGUCUUUCUCGGGCGAAGCUUGCAGCUCCAGUCAGUUUUGAUGCCAGUGAUGUUGGUGUUGUUGUUUUGAAGAAUGCCGGCCCUGUGGCUGGCGCGCCUGAAAGGUCAUACAUGGUGGAAACAUCUGAUGUGGCGUUGUCUUCGCAUGUUGCCAGUCAGAGCGAGCUUCAAUCGUGCCCGCUUGUGUUGUCUUUGUCAUCCCUGACAGCAGCCCAGAUACGCAGCUUUGAAGGAUGGGAGGAAUCAGUUGCUGAUGUGCAAACUGAUGUAGAUAGUGGACGGACCUUGGUGUGUGCGACUGCACCCUUUCCUGUCAUGGGCAUUAGGGAGCAACUUCCUCUUGCUGAUCGCUCGACGUAUGAGUUGGUGGAGCAAUUGUGCAAUGAUGGCUGGGAGCGCAUGGCGUAUACCCGAGCACUUCUUUCUGCACGUGAUCAUGAAUGCGCAGUGCCUCAUUUCAAGCAGCUGGCCGAUUAUUUGGAGAUUGUGGACCCACAGGAGCUAGCGCGUCUGGAAGACCGGAAGCGAGCCAGCCGCAAGAGGAAGUCUGCCCGUGUGCAAGCCCUUGCCGAUGGGGAUGAUUGGGACAUUGUGGAGAUGCAGGACUCUGACAAACCGCCGUGUCGCCCAAGGAAACGAUUGAGAGGAAAGCAAUCCUGUGACCCUGCCAUUGGUGAUGCUCCAGCAAUCACUGAGGUAGCAGCCGUUGUUGUGCCAGCUGAGGCUGUUGUAGAGCAAAUUGGGGAGGACGGCGAAGAUGCGGAGAGUGUUGGCAGUGGCUUUGUCUCCGAUGAAACUUCUAAUGAUUCCCUUCUGCGUGAGCUUGGGCAGGUGGAUGGGUCUUGCGAUGAAAGUCCUGGCCUUUUGCCUGCUGGAGAAGGUGGAGACCGUGAAAAGUCUUCCAAAGAACCAGGUGCUGCCGCUUCUUCUUCUGAUUCUUCUAGCAGCAGUGGCUCGAGCAGUGGCAGCUCAAGUUCGUCCAGCUCCUCAUCUGAUGGUGGCACGGACAAUCAGCCAGGCGCAGCCCUAGCUGCAGCUGCCAAGCCAGCAGCCAAGGUGAAAUCAAAGGCUGCUUCAAAACCGAAAGCUUUACCAGUGGCACCGGGUGAAUUUAAGCGUGACAGGACAAACAGAGUAGAGUAUGGGUUGCAUCACUUGGUCCCUCGCUAUAGAGAUGGGGCCGUUGCCUCGUACCAUAUGCAAUGUUGUCUCCCACAGCACAACAUGCCUGGAAAGAAAUGCAGCCGGGAGCUUGCUGUUCAAGUUGCUGGCUCUGAGGAAAACGCCCGCCGCAUCUUGAAGGCCUGGGUCCUCUUGGGCCACUGCCUUCCCAACAAGGAAGCCCACAUGGACAGGUCCAGCAGACAGCAAUUGCAAACCGCUUUGGGGGAGGGAACCUUGCUUUCUGAGAAGGAACUUGAUUCAAUUGCAGUGCCCGAUGCAGAUGCUGCAGUGGUGGCUCCUUUUGGCGAAGCCGCCUUAGGUGACAAGACACCGUUGAAAAAACAUGAUUUGGGGGCAGCCGGGAAGGAUGUACCAAAAGACGUUCAUGAGAGAAUGGAGGCGUUAUGUUUGUCUGGCGGUGUGCCUUCAACCAGCUUAGCUCAAAGAGAGCGUAACAGGCUCACCAAGGGCACCAAGUAUGGAGUGCCACCUGCUCUGCAAGAAGCUUUGCAGUUUGGGUACAUCAGCCCCAACCUGCCACCACCGUCAGGCUUCAAGUGGAGCUACUCUGGAGGCAGUUGGCGGUUGGAAAUCCGUGGUGGCUAG